This is a messenger RNA of Rhinopithecus roxellana (golden snub-nosed monkey), 3481 nucleotides long. RefSeq names its product protein phosphatase 1 regulatory inhibitor subunit 2 (gene PPP1R2). The transcript is spliced from 6 exons. The coding region runs from base 373 to 993 and encodes 206 amino acids. Gene Ontology annotation, biological process: regulation of signal transduction. Gene Ontology annotation, molecular function: protein phosphatase inhibitor activity. NCBI's taxonomy places the organism in Eukaryota, Metazoa, Chordata, Mammalia, Primates, Cercopithecidae. The record is from RefSeq and is a predicted model, not a curated record.
GUCGGCUCUGUUCUCGCCCCGCCCCCUCCCCGCCCCCUCCCUAGAUAUCGCGAGAGGGCGGGCCCGCUUGGCUUCGGCGUCGGCGUCGCGCCCGCCCUGGAGCCCUAGGCCGGCGUCUCUCAGCGAGCGGCGGGUCAAGUGCUGGCGGCUAAGGGAGCGCGAGGAGCCGCCAAGCCGUUCGGCGUUGGCUCUGGCGUCGGGGUCGUUGUGUCGUGACAACCGCUCCGGUAGCGGUUUCCGAGGCAGCAGGUGCGGCCGCUUUAACCCUGAGCGGGCUCCGCGGCUGCCUGCGAGUCUCUGCUGUGCCCACCCUUCUCUUCGCGGACCCCACGCCAAGCAGCGACCCUGAGCCGACAGCCGGAGCGCCCGGCAAUGGCGGCCUCGACGGCCUCGCACCGGCCCAUCAAGGGGAUCCUGAAGAACAAGACCUCUACGACUUCCUCCAUGGUGGCGUCGGCCGAACAGCCCCGCGGGAGUGUCGACGAGGAGCUGAGCAAAAAAUCCCAGAAGUGGGAUGAAAUGAACAUCUUGGCGACGUAUCAUCCAGCAGACAAAGACUAUGGUUUAAUGAAAAUAGAUGAACCAAGCACUCCUUACCAUAGUAUGAUGGGUGAUGAUGAAGAUGCGUGUAGUGACACUGAGACCACUGAAGCCAUGGCGCCAGACAUCUUAGCCAAGAAGUUAGCUGCUGCUGAAGGCUUGGAGCCAAAGUAUCGGAUUCAGGAACAAGAAAGCAGUGGAGAGGAGGAUAGUGACCUCUCACCUGAAGAACGAGGUAAAAAAAAGCGACAAUUUGAAAUGAAAAGGAAGCUUCACUACAAUGAAGGACUCAAUAUCAAACUAGCUAGACAAUUAAUUUCAAAAGACCUACAUGAUGAUGAUGAAGAUGAAGAAAUGUUAGAGACUGCAGAUGGAGAAAGCAUGAAUACGGAAGAAUCAAAUCAAGGAUCUACUCCAAGUGACCAACAGCAAAACAAAUUACGAAGUUCAUAGAAGAGAUUUGUUCAACACUGCAAUUGUUUGUUAGAUAUAAACCCUGUGACUGUAAUACAUUGCUUCUUGCUCUCCACAAUUCAUGACUUAAGUACCAAAAUGCAUACCAGUUAUUAUAUAUUGCCAAGAAUUAAAUGAUAAACUUAGAGACUGAUUAGACUGAAAAUGCCUAAUUGAUACAUAUAUUCUUGUGCCUAGUACUUUACCACAAAUACAGUGUAAUAUCAUCAGUCCAAAACUGCAUUACUUUUGUAAAAACACUGGUUAAUUUGUAUAAGAUAUAUAGCUUUUUAUGCUUUAGAAGUUAAACAGUAUCUUUGGGGGGGAACUAAUUUAUUUUCAUCACUCUUAACUGUGGUGGUAGCUCUUAUAAAGUUUGUUGAUCUGUUGUUUUUUUUAAAUCAAAAGCCAGUUGAACAACAGGAUAUAUAGACUGAUAAAUAUUCAGGUUGAAUAGUAUUUUAACACUCGUCUUCAACUUGAUUUGUCUGUUUAAUUGAAAAGAAUUAUAAGAGUUACUGUCACAUUUUCUGGCCUACUACCUUUUAAAUUCCUGUUGAGUUUCUUUGUAUUUACAAGGAAAGGACUGAACUUUUUCUCAUCAAAACUAGCUUUUUUCCCCACAAAUAAAUUAUCAGGUUAAACUUCACCAAUGUCUGCUCUGUUUUUUGGGUGUCUUUUUUUUUUUUUUUUUUUUUUUUAAACGUUUUUGGUACACUGGGCAGACUUCAGAACAGUUUUUUAAAAAAUAAAUAUUCUAAUGUAGCUAUCUCACCAUUCCCUUUAAAUACUGGUCUUAACCUCCUGCUUUUAUUUCCUACUCCUUUCUACACACACGCACACAAUCCUUUACCUUUUAAAGGUCAUUAAGAUUGUCACGACAUUAGGGACUUUGUCACUCUUCUGUUGUUUGCUGCAAUGUUGAAAUUCUUACUUUUACCAUCGAUGCCUAUGAAUUCUUCUAAACGUGAAGAAAAUAGAUUGAGUAGCAGCAGCACUAUAGGCAGGAAAUAACAGUUUAACUGCUGAAUUUCUAUACCUCUCUGAUUUACAGCUUACUAAUUAAAUUGCUAUUAUUAGUUUGGCUUAAUUAGACUUAAGAAAACAACUGAGGGGUUUUUUGUUUUUUGAGGGUUUUUUUUUUUUUUUUUGCAUGAGAAUUGUAUGUAACCAGUGAUAUGAUUAUUCCUGAAUGUACAGACAGAAGUAAGCCUGGACAUCGUUUAAUUUAGAAACUUUAAAUAGUCCCUGCUUUAAGGGACUACGGUAAUGUAUACUAUGACAAAUGUACUGUAUUCUUCUAACGCGGUAAGAAUUAUGUAGAAUUUUUCCGUGAGCAAAGUGCAGGAAAGCCCUGGGUGUCUUGCUUUAGUGAUGGCUUCAUUUCUAGCCGUACAGUUGAUGGACUGUGUACAGUUUUCGUUAGUACCAAAAUAAUCUGUUAUAUGACCAGAACAGACUUCUACAAUAAUGUCUGUAUUAUAUACAUAUAUAUGUAUAUAUAUAUGAUGAAGGUUUUUACUGAACAGCUUAUCUUCCACUGGCAGGUUUAUGGAAAUACCAGUGUUUCAGAAUAAAAAGUGGGAGAAUUCUUUGCUGUUAGAGGAAUGUGGUUAUUGUUUUGAUUUUUUUAAAUGACAUAUAAUCAAAGUACUGCUGAAUUAUAAGUGCAGUAUUCUACUAAACAUUUCAGCUAGUAAUACCACUGAUUUAGAAACAAAACUGCUUAUCUCUGCUUUCUGAAUUUGGAAUGUUGGGAUUACCUGUUGAAAUCUGUCUUGGGGGAUUAGAGAUUAAGUCUGUAUAAAUGUGUGCACAUAUAUUCAUGUACCCUCUGAUUUUGGUUUUCUUGUUUCUGAGUUCUUAAGAAAGUAUCCACAUACUCUUUUUUUUUUUUUGUAGAAGUAGCUGUUGUAGAGUGAAGAAAAGGAUAAGACUUUAAACAGUUGAUUCUUUUUGUGUUUUCUGCCAACUGUUUUUUGAAAUUUAAAUCACAAGCGAACUCAUUUUCUGGUUUUUAGAAAGUAGAUGAUUUCAGAGCAGUAAGACAUGCCAAGCAGCGUGCCCAGUGGGGUUUUAGGUUGUCAGGUGCAGCUGAGAAAAGGUAUGUUCAAGUCAUAAGUAGCUAAUUGAUAGGGUAUGAACUAGUCAAAAUAUGAACCAUUAUGAUUCAAGUUAGAUUUUCCUCUAGAGAGACAGAUCUGAAUGUUCAGUUCUAGCCAAGGUAGAUUUUACUUUCAGCUUUUUAAUCAGUAUCACUUUCUGUGCUUAACUCUUUGGGGUUACUUUGUCCAUUUUCAUUUGUCUAAAAUUCUGCAGAGAAGACUAAAAUUUGACAUAAUGGUAUACAUGGAUUGUUAAGGGUAGCUUUCAGUUGAAGAUUAAAGCAAGAUGCCAUUUUCCCCAUGACUUUCAUUUUGUUUACAUUUUUUCCCUUUAAGUUAGUAUAUACUACACAUACUGUAAUAAAAUAACAAUAAUAUGACAA